AUGAGUUUUCAUCUUGAGAAACUUAACAGGGGACUCACGCGGCUGGCCAGUGUGCGUCAGUACCCGGUCGCCAAGAAGCAAUACGUGGCGAAGCAGACAAAAGGUCGCGUUUUCCGCGUCGGGGUGCUGCACAAAAAGGAGCUGACAGAGGCAACCCUGUUGCGUAAUCGGCGCGGGUUCAUUAAUGCACAGCUCAAUACCGUUGCCCAUGCCCCCUCUCUGUACCACUGGCUCUUUCAUCGGUGCGGUAUCCCCUUCGCCGAGACGCACGCACUAGCAAAGAGCGGCCGUUUGAAGGUGGAUGACGUGGUCGUAUCAAGCGCCAGUGACCUCGAGAGCCAACUGAGCUGGGAGACGUUUCAGCAGCUAGAUAUCCAGAUCUGCUCCUCUCUCCCAACACUGCAGUCGAGCUCGUCGACCAGCACAGGCAUACCGGAAGCCCCGGGCGCCACUCAGGGACCCUGGGUACCUGCGCUCAAGCGUGCGCUGCACCGUACCUACGCCUUUAUCUAUCUGCAUGCUGGUGUGUCCGUCUCCUCGGAGGAGAGUGAGCCUCGCAGUUUUGUGCACAGCAUGGCUCCGAUCAUGGGCACGGACCCAAGUGCGCUGCUCGGGCUCAAUGUGCUCCGGCCGAUAGGCUUCCUGAAUGGCAUGAAGGGCAUUGGCGUUGCAACCAACGACGUCUCUAUGGUGCGGUACUGGAACAAUGAAAGCCUCGGCAACUUUGGCGUGUACGACGUGCGCUUUCCUCGCGGAACUCCGCUCGAGGUCGUGCGAGAAGCUGCGAAGGAUGUCGAGUCGACGCUGCAGGCAAAGGUGCAGUCUCAGCUCUCGACGGACAUCGGCGUGUCGUGCUCGUGCGUGUGCUGUCCUCCACCUUUGCCGUCACGUGACACCGUUGCAAACCGGCUGUUCUCCGCAAUGCCGCUACUCACUGAGGAACGACUGCUUGUCACCACGCCUCUGCUGCCGUAUCGAGUGGCACGCAGACUCCAGCGCAAUGGUGCGGUGGUCUCUCUCGUACGGAACGGUCCGUUUGUCUUGCACUCCUCGCUGGUGCAACAGAGGCUGCAGCCCUGCAGUGCUACCGAUCUGGCGCUUCUCUUCACCUUUGAGCGCCGCUUGAAGACAAACCGCAUGGUGCUGAGUCUCCGCGAGUUUGACGUUGACAAGACUUAG
Leishmania braziliensis MHOM/BR/75/M2904 is the source of this 1179-nucleotide messenger RNA. RefSeq lists its product as hypothetical. NCBI's taxonomy places the organism in Eukaryota, Euglenozoa, Kinetoplastea, Trypanosomatida, Trypanosomatidae. The transcript has a single exon. The coding region runs from base 1 to 1179 and encodes 392 amino acids. The record is from RefSeq and is a predicted model, not a curated record.